GAUCAUGCUGACAUUAAUCAAGUUCUAGAAACUUGGAAUGAUGAUUGAUCCAACUUGAUAAUUUAUCAUCAAUCAUGAUGACAUUAAUAAUGAUAUAGAGACCCAGGGAGAUGAUCGAUCUAUUGGGAUAAUUGAUGGAAUUUAUAAUGAUGACGUUUUUCAGAUUCUAGAGGUUUAGGGCUAUGAGUGAUAAAACGCAAUAAUUGAUCGCGAUGACUUAGGGAGAUGAUUGAUCUAACAGGAUAAUUGAUGUAAUUGAUCAUGAUGACAUUUAACUAAUCCCAAGAGACUCAGGAAAAUUCCCCAGGAUGUACUCCAUCAAUUUUCUGUAAAGAACAAUCUACAAAACGAAUAAUAAAGGAAAGAAUUUUCUAAAAUGUCGCGGCAUUACAACCAUCAAAGUUUAGUUAGAAAAGAUCCUGGAAGAAGAUGUGUAAACUGUACACUCAUAGUUAUAAACCUAAUAAGUAUGCUACUGGGCAUGGUUCUAAUCGCUAUUGGACUUUGGCUGCUAAUUGACAGUACAAUAAUAAGUGAUAAUAUAAAGAGCUCUGCAGUACGAUAUGUACCCUGUAUAUAUUUUGAGUAUUACACAUACUUUCUGAUAUUGGGCAUCAUAUGCGAGGUUGCGGGGACAGUUAUUCUUGUCUUCUCAUUCUGUGGAUGCUGCGGGGCCUGCAAGGAUGUAAGCUGUAUGAUCUGUACGUACACGUUCUUUAUUAUAUUUGUUGUAAUCCUCAUCAUGGGAGGAGCUUUCACUUGGCUUCUUUUCAAACCAACGGCUUUAGAGUGGAGUAAGAGUGUGAUGAUUGAAUCUACUACAGAAUACAACCCUAAUAUAUUCAUUCAAACAAGGGUAAAAGAAAACUGGGAUAUGAUCCAUUCCAACUAUAAAUGCUGUGGGGUUCUACUACCAUCAAAUAGUGCUCCAUAUAUGGUUUGGUUUAAUAAUGCCCGUAUUAACCCUAUCCCUACGUAUAAAACAGUCCCUGAGUCCUGCUGCCCCGACCCCCCCUGCUACAUUGAAUCAGUCCGACUUAGUGCAUCCUUUACUAAAAAUAUAACUUACAGGGAUGUCGAUACAACUAAAGUGUACAGUGCUGACUGCUUUGCUCUGAUAGUUGCGGAUUUUGAGAAAGUUGAAAACAUAAUAAAGAUCGUCUUCAUUGUAACAUGUGUUCUCAUCAUAUUCUACUUUAUUUGCAUAAUUCAUUGUAAAUGUAUGAACAAUGCUUAUAGUUCAGCACUAUUCUAAGCAAAGCAUUUAUCAAUAUAUUUUGUUCUAUACUUGUCAGUGUAUUUUUUAAUAAAUAAAUUAUGUAUUUUUCAAAGUAUU
Molecule: messenger RNA, 1336 nt
Organism: Eurytemora carolleeae
Lineage: Eukaryota; Metazoa; Arthropoda; Copepoda; Calanoida; Temoridae
Product: 23 kDa integral membrane protein
Exons: 10
Coding region: 377-1255 (292 amino acids)
Cellular component (GO): membrane
Source: RefSeq, a predicted model, not a curated record